Molecule: messenger RNA, 1284 nt
Organism: Cercospora beticola
Lineage: Eukaryota; Fungi; Ascomycota; Dothideomycetes; Mycosphaerellales; Mycosphaerellaceae
Source: RefSeq, a predicted model, not a curated record
CAAACGGUGCGCUGAACUGUACCCACGACACAUUGCCUCGACACGAUGGCAACGCAAAAGAAGCGCAAAGCUCGUCCUUCGACUGAGAACCAGAAGCUUGGUGGACAUGUUGCUUCCCAGCCUGCAUACCCGGGUUUCAAGCACUGGAGAACGAAGACAUCACGGCCGAAGCACGCGAACUUGUCAGAGACCUCGGUGUACGACUCAAAAUCAGGCAGCUUUGUUCAGCAAAUCAAGGUGAAGCACAGCGAUGCUUUCAGGCUCAGACCACUCACAUUCACUGAAGGCCCGCUGAAGGGACACCACAUCCUGUUGCUCGAGCCUUCCACAGAGCACUUCCCUUUUCUGGAACUGCCAGCGGAGAUUCGCCAGAUGAUCUAUGACGAGUGUUUUCUGGACGAUGACGGGAUUUCCAUUAGCCAGCUGAGGCGCAGAGGACAUACAACCCGGGCAGUCAGUACGGACCGCUUCCGUGAGACAUCGACUCAUUGGGACAAGAACAAGGAGACGUGGGUCAAUAAGCCACCGAGUGCGCUUGGUCUCAUGACAGUCAACAAGCAGAUCCAUCACGAAGUGGCCUCGACCCUGUAUGGUAACGAGUUCAAGUUUUGCGACUUUACGACCUGUCAGACGUUCCUCGAAAACAUUGGGACGAUGCGAAGCUUGCUCCGCGAUGUCUCAUUCGGAGAGCUGUCGUAUAAGAAGACCAAAGCUCGAUCGGUCUUCUUCAAGUUGCGAGAAGCAAAGCGUCUACGUUCGCUAGCGUUCGACUAUAACGACGUCAGCAGCACAUUUGAUCACGCUGGCGGUGUCAGCACUGGCACAUUCGCCUCGGAUUGCAAGACUAUGAUGGUGUCGCUCCACAAAUCACGAGUGGCUCAAGACGAUCUGCCGGACGUGCUUGAUCUGGUCCAUUUGACCUGGGAAAAGUGUCUUUAUUGCCAGUUCAAGUCCUUGGGCCAUGGCCAGGAGGACGCGGCGAAACACCAUCCACACGGAUGUCGAUGCGACCAUGCCAAGCUUGAAUGUGCAGAAGUGCAGAAGCACAUCCGCAAAUCGAUUGCAAGAUCGGUCGGUGUUGAAGGCUAGCGCUGCUCGAGAGGGCGAGCAUCCGAACCCACAGUCUCAUCUCUGCCCUGGCUUCACAGAGCUGCUUGCAGGCGUGGGUAAUGGUUUGAUCUUCUUGGUUGCGAGAACUUUCUGAACACAAAUAGAACUACAUGCAGCGUCCACACAUGUAGAUUCGUUCCGUCCAGCUGAAGAAGUCCUUACGAUGAAGAGCCC